CCUGCAGGAAAAGGAUGGAGAGAAGAGUCGAGACAAAGACGAUAGGAGAGAGGCGAAGGCCAGAGAGAGAUGUACGCUGAACGGACAUCACUUCAGCAUGGUCUCCUCCCAGACACAAUCCUCCUCCUGCCACCAAUGCAGCAAAACCAUCAACACUAAGGAUGCCUUUCUCUGCACCCAUUGCAAUUCACAUGUUCAUAAGAGUUGUAGAGAAAGCCUGCCUGUCUGUGCCAAGGUGAAGAUGAAGUCGCCCAGACAGCAGUUUGCAGUUCCAGAUUCAGCCACCAUUCCUGUUGUCACCCGGAGACCAAAACGAGGGUUAAACCCAGGUGCAUCGAGGGAGCGACCCUGGUCAGCCAUCUUGUCUCCAGAAGACCACUCCUCAUUGGUUGUUCCCUCCCGAAGACAUACCUCCAUCAUACCUUUCCCCGGCUCCAACCUGUCAAAGAGCAUCUCCAUAUCCAACAUCGCUGGUCACCAGGUGUUUGAUGACAUGCCUAUCAAGGGUAUACGGUACCUGUCCCAUUCUACUGACUCUCUGUGCAAGACCAACCUGGUCAAUGAAUCUACAGAGUCACUCACAGACGAAGGCACAGAGAUGAUUGACAGUCAGCAUGGGGAGUUUGAGGAAGACCUGAAAGAGCUGGAAGCAGACUCCUGGAGCAACGUUAUGGACAGCAACUUCCUCAAACAUCUGAAGAAGGACGUCAUCAAGAGACAGGAGGUCAUCUACGAGUUGAUGCAGACAGAGAUGCACCACGUGAGGACCCUGCUGAUCAUGAUGGAGGUGUACAGUAAGGGUCUUGUGAAGGAGCUGCAGCUGGAACCUCAGACAGUAGACAGGCUGUUCCCUGCCCUGGGGGAGCUCCUGGACCUCCACACCUCCUUCCUGACACGUCUCAUGGAGAGGAAGAGAGAGAGCCAGCUGGAGGGGGAGGACAGAGGAUUCAUCAUCAACAAGAUAGGAGACAUCCUGGAGACACAGUUCUCAGGGACCAAAGCAGCGAUUAUGAAGAGAGUUUACGGGAAGUUCUGCAGCCGCCACAACGAGGCCGUAAACAUCUACAAGGAGCUGCACUCCAAAGACAAACGCUUCCAGGCCUUCAUCAGGAAGAAGAUGAGAAGCAGUAUCGUCCGGAGGCUAGGUAUCCCAGAAUGCAUUCUGUUAGUCACCCAGAGGAUCACCAAGUACCCCGUCCUGAUGCAGAGAAUACUACAUCACACCAAAGAGAAUGAGGAAGACCAUGGGGACCUGAGUGAUGCUCUAUACAAGGUCAAGGAGGUCAUCACUGCAGUGGACAGCAAGGUGAACGAGCAUGAGAAGAAGAGGAGGCUGAAGGACAUCUACAGCCGAACAGACAGCAAGUCCAUAAUGAGGAUGAAGAGCGGUCAGAUGUUUGCUAGAGAGGACCUGCUCAGAGGGAGAAGAUUGCUGUAUGAUGGACCUCUGCAGCUGAAGAACUCACAGGGGAAACUCAAGGAUGUAACGGCCAUCCUUCUCUCUGAUAUUGUCGUCUUCCUACAGGAGAAAGACCAAAAAUUCGUCUUUGCCUCUCUGGACCAGCGCUCCACGGUCCUCUCCCUCCAGAAGCUGAUCGUUAGAGAGGUGGCUAACGAGGAGAAGGGUCUCUUCCUGAUAACAGCAGGGACGGAGAAACCAGAGAUGGUGGAGGUACACACUGCAACCAAGGAGGAACGCAACACCUGGAUGCAAAUCAUACAGGAGGCCAUGCAGUCCAUAGAGAAAGAUGAGGAUGAGGAGAACCCCAGUGAAACAGAGGAGGACAAGAGACUGCUGGAGACCAAAGCUAAGGAGAUGAGAGAGAUGCUGAGGAAGAAGGAUGAGCAGAUCAUGUGUAUGCUGGAGGAGAAGAUGGCCGUGUUUAGGGAGAUGUGUGAGGUCCGGAGCCCUGGAACCCCCCCAGGAGAGGACCAGGGCCCCAGCCACGUCACCAGGGCCAAGGGGCUGUUCAGGGCUGGGAGCGGAGCGGGCUCUGAGGACAUACCUAAAGGAGAACCCAUCAUAAAGGGAGCACUACAGGAAGUGGAGACGUUGCAGGCGCUGGUGAACGGUACUCUGGGAGGAGCGAUGGGGGGGCAGCAGGUGGUUUGGGUCCCAGAGACAGAAGGAGGAGGAGGAGUGGUGGGCCCGGGCCCUGUAUGUCUCCUUCGCAGGGCCGAGACCUUCGGAGGCUUUGACUCUCAGCAGAUACACAUCUCUAAGAAUGGGGACAAAGAACCAGCUGGUGGUCCUCAGACCACCAAGCAUAUCUGA
This is a messenger RNA of Oncorhynchus gorbuscha (pink salmon), 2275 nucleotides long. Its product is annotated as A-kinase anchor protein 13-like. NCBI's taxonomy places the organism in Eukaryota, Metazoa, Chordata, Actinopteri, Salmoniformes, Salmonidae. Gene Ontology annotation, cellular component: membrane; actin cytoskeleton. Gene Ontology annotation, molecular function: guanyl-nucleotide exchange factor activity; MAP kinase scaffold activity. The record is from RefSeq and is a predicted model, not a curated record. Gene Ontology annotation, biological process: adrenergic receptor signaling pathway; positive regulation of canonical NF-kappaB signal transduction; regulation of Rho protein signal transduction.